This is a messenger RNA of Trichoderma virens Gv29-8, 1571 nucleotides long. RefSeq lists its product as uncharacterized. Bases 28 to 1305 code for a protein of 425 amino acids. The transcript is spliced from 2 exons. Lineage: Eukaryota; Fungi; Ascomycota; Sordariomycetes; Hypocreales; Hypocreaceae. The record is from RefSeq and is a predicted model, not a curated record.
CUCUCCAUUGUCGUAGUACUGCUUGCUAUGCUACUGGGCUACGUAUACAACUUCUACGGACAGCGAAUUAUCCUCGUCUCUGGCGUCUUUCGAAAUCCAGAAAGAACUGAACUGGCCCCAGAAGACUAUGUGGUGAUUGAAAACACGAUAAACUGUGAGGAUUUGCACCAUCAUGAACCAAGCGGCCUUAUCUUCACUGCUUGUGAAGAUUAUGUAGGGAGCCGCCUGGCAUGGUUCCCUCCAUUGGAGCAUUUUCACGACCCAUCCACGAAAAAGAUGAAGGGAAAGCUUCAAGUUAUUGAUCCUAAGACAUUCAAAACCCAAGUUUUAGCACUCGAAGGUUUUAGCGGGCCAUUCGUGACUCAUGGCAUUGAUGUUAUUGAUGAUCCGAAUAAGCCUAAAGGCGAAGCGGUUUACAUAUUUGCCGUUAACCACAAGCCUAACCCCGAGCAUUUUCGUGAGAACGGCAACGUCAAUGCUCCAAAGUCGCACUCGGUGGUGGAGCUUUUUCACCAUGUCAUUGGCUCUCAGACAGCGCGACACAUCAGGACAAUAUGGCACCCCCUCUUUGUAACGCCAAAUGACCUGUUUGCUGAAUCUCCGACGUCGUUUUUUGUGACGAAUGACCACUACUACACGGAUGGGUUCAUGAGGAGAGUCGAGGACCUGUUUCCCAUGGCCACAUGGACAAACGUCCUCCACGUUAAGCUCCAAGAGUCGGGAUCGGCUGAUGGGGGUGACAGUGCAGGAGUCCAUGCGUCAAUUGCACUGGAGAAGUUGCACAACCUGAACGGGUUAAGUCAUGGAAGAGCCAAAGAUGAAAUUCUUGUAAAUGGGUGUACCAGUGGCGUCCUGCAUUUGGGACAAAUCCAGGGAGACGCUAAUAAGCUCAUCAACGUGACUGAAGAUAUCGAACUUGGAUCGCCUAUCGACAAUCCAAGCUACUUUAGGGACCCAUAUGCCAACAGCACCUUUGAUGCGAGUGGGAUUCUUUCCUGUGGACCGACGAGGGGCAUAGAUUUCUUCAGCAACAAGGGAAAGGAGCAUGUUCUAGAUCCCAUCUUGGUGUGGAAGGCCUCACCCAAAGCCGGCAAAAAACAAGAAGAAGGGGGUGCUGCAAUUAAAGAUGGGGGAAACUGGGAUGUCAAUGUGAUCUUCCAAGAUGAUGGACACAGAAUCCGGACUGCUAGCGCCUCUGUGUUGGUGGCCAUUGAUCCGAAAGAAGAGGGAGGCAGACGCAGAGCAUGGUUAUUUGUCUCGAGCUACCAUGCCUCUAGUGCCAUUGCCGUCAAGGUUGAUCUGUAAACAUUGAAGCGAGAGGUGUUUGCUUCUGGGUUAUGCUUCUUCCCCUUUUCAACAGCCCGAUGAUGAGCAUAACAAUAUGAGUUAGACGUCGAUCUCUCCCGCAUCGCAUACCAUGCUAAUAGUCUAAUGCUAUGUGGUGUUACCUAGCCAUGGAAACCAAGAGCUGCAUGCUUAUCGUACCACAUACACAAUCGUGGCCAUUCAAUUGUACUGCCAAAUACAGCAUGAGAAUCCAGAAUAGGCAAUUGAAAUUACUGAUGAGACGG